Messenger RNA from Gossypium raimondii (Peruvian cotton), 2224 nucleotides. RefSeq names its product transcription factor GTE12. Gene Ontology annotation, molecular function: protein binding. Lineage: Eukaryota; Viridiplantae; Streptophyta; Magnoliopsida; Malvales; Malvaceae. Bases 297 to 2048 code for a protein of 583 amino acids. The record is from RefSeq and is a predicted model, not a curated record. The transcript is spliced from 11 exons.
AAGUCCAUUGCGGGUUGAGGAGGAGAGAUAAGAAAAUAAAACCCUAAGAUGAGAUUUAGCCGCUCUCUCUGUUUUGCUAUGGAAGAAGCAGUAGAGUAAGAGUAAAGAGUAGCAGUGUAGAGAGAUAAACCCUUGCUAAUUCUCUUACACUCUCUCUCUUCUCUUCUCCAUCUUUACUCUCUUCUAUUAUACUUUCGUUUCGCUUCUCUUCGAUCUCUCGCCGUUGGAUUCGAUCAAUCGGUUUAAGUCGAUCCUGGUGAUUGCUUGUUUCGAUUUUCUGUUCGCAGGUUCAAAAAAUGAUUGCUGCAGAAAGUGUAGUGCCAAAGCAUAAGUUGAAGAUUAAGUUCCCCAUUCUAAGGAUUGAAUCGGUUUCUGCGCCACAAUCUCUUGAGUUUGGGCAGCAACUGAGCAGCUCUUUUGAUGGGAAAAGGAAGUCAUAUCCUGGCAAUUCAAAAGAGACUUAUGGUGCUUCUAAGCGUCGACCAGAAGGGGUGAUAAUGGGUGGUCCACAAGAGAAGAGGCGAAAGAUGGACCGCAGCAUGACUCAGCAGUGUACUACCCUACUGAAUGCUUUGAUGAAGCAUCCAGCUGGUUGGGUUUUCAAUCAACCAGUGGAUCCUAUAGCUUUAAAGAUUCCUGAUUAUUUUUCAAUAAUAAAAAACCCCAUGGAUUUGGGUACAAUUAAGUCCAAGCUAGUAAAGAAUGCUUAUCUCGGCAUUGAAGAAUUUGUGGCUGAUAUUAGACUGACGUUUUCUAAUGCCAUGCUGUAUAAUCCUCCAUCUAAUAACGUUCAUAAAAUGGCGCAAGAAAUGAACGAGUUUUUUGAGUCAAGAUGGAAAUCUUUGGAGGAAAAGUGGAAUCAAGAAAAUUUUAAGGUUGGGAAUGGGAAAAUUUCAAGUGUGCGACUGAAAGAUGUUGAUGAAUCAAGGCAGGGUUGUCCUAAAAUACAGCUAUCUCGAAAUAGCUCUUUGCCGAAGAAGUCAAAGCCAUCUGAGGAGAAGGUUGAGAACGUGACUUUGAAUGUAAGAGCAGCAGAAGUUGAGACUCCUAAACCUACACGGAAUAGUGUGAGCAAGUUGCCAGGAAAGAACUUACAAAAAGGCACCAGUAGUGCUAGUUCUAGUGGUGGGUGUACAAAUGGGCCUAUCAAUGCCAAGCCACCAUUGAGCCCAGGUGCCUGCAAAUGCAGUUCAUGUGGGAGCAUGAAGUGUCAAUGUAGCCUUCCGUGUGAUUCAAAUCAUGCAUCUUCGAGUGAUGUGACUUCAGAAAGAUUGUUGGGUGGAGAUCUUAGAGUGUAUGGUGCUGAUGCCUCUAAACUGGACUGCCAGGCAAAAAGCACAUUGACAUCACAAAUGAGCAAGUCUGAUCCAGAUUCUAAUGGUGCUGUAAGUGCUUUAGACGAAGGGAAUGUUUCUCUUAGUCCCCAUCUUACAACUCCUGCAACAGAUGCUGGUUCUGGUGAAGGCUUCUCAACUCCUAUUUUUGAUGCACAAAUGUCACCGAAGAAGGCUCUCCGUGCUGCAAUGCUAAAAAGCCGUUUUGCAGAAACCAUUUUGAAAGCUCAGAAGAAGACACUACUUGAUCAUGGUGAUAAAGCUGAUCCAGUUAAGUUACAGCAGGAAAGAGAAAGAUUGGAACGGAGGCAGCGCGAAGAAAAGGCAAAGAUUGAAGCUCAAAUCCGGGCUGCUGAAUAUGCUGCCAAAAUGAAGGCGGAAUCUGAAUUGAAAAAGCAACGGGAAAGAGAAAGAGAAGCCGCUCGACUUGCACUGCAAAAGAUGGAAAAAACAGCAGAGAUUGAACAGAAUCUGGAGAUUCUAAAGGAACUGGAAACGUUGUUAGGAUGUUGUCUGUACAGUAAUCAAUUUUAUGGUCGAAAAAGUGGAGCAUGUGAAAGGGUAAUUGAAGGAGGAGCUUAUGGGAUGAUAAAAGGUGAGAAUCCACUCCAUAAACUGGGUUUAUUCUUCAAAGACGAGUACUUUGAAGACGAGGAGGAUGAGGAUGCUUUUCUUAAUGAAGACAUUGUUUGUGAAGAAGGAGAAAUACUGUAAUAAAAAACAUGAUUGUUAGUAUUAAAAAUUGGCGGCGGUCCUCGUUAAUAGCUUCUUAGCGAGUACCCCCAGAUUUGAUUGUAAAUCCAAGUAUUUUUGUAGGAUUAAUUGUGUAGUCAGCCAAACACAUUUAAUAUUAUUAUAUAGAAAAAGCUAAAAAGCAUAGUUCCCAACAA